This is a messenger RNA of Sphaerulina musiva SO2202, 1694 nucleotides long. RefSeq lists its product as uncharacterized. Lineage: Eukaryota; Fungi; Ascomycota; Dothideomycetes; Mycosphaerellales; Mycosphaerellaceae. The transcript has 2 exons. The record is from RefSeq and is a predicted model, not a curated record. Gene Ontology annotation, molecular function: protein serine/threonine kinase activity; ATP binding; RNA endonuclease activity. Bases 512 to 1468 code for a protein of 318 amino acids. Gene Ontology annotation, cellular component: IRE1-TRAF2-ASK1 complex. Gene Ontology annotation, biological process: protein phosphorylation; IRE1-mediated unfolded protein response; intrinsic apoptotic signaling pathway in response to endoplasmic reticulum stress.
AGACGAGGCCGGAGCAAGCGAAAUGAAAAUGUCGCAGACAGAGUGGCGACUUGGGGCGUGUACAAGGGGAAAAGUGACGGAAUAUAUAUUGGACCGACGACUAACUAGGGUUGUCUCUCGGCCUUUUCUGGCUGCUCCACCACAAUAAUGCCAAUAUGCAUCCCAAACAGCCUCGUGCCCAGUAGAGCCAGCGAACAAGGCGGAGGCCCGGGAGGGGGAGAGAGGCUGAUCAUUGAUAGUGGUGAUAAGGUAUAAUUACUUUAUGACCCAUCUCCUGGCCCUGAUGGCGGAAGAAUUGGAAGAAUCACAGUCGUGCUGAAAAGAGUGUCCCGCUGCAGGCGAAAGACUGACGACUAGAAUCUCCGAGAAAGACGACCAAGAAGAAGACGACUACGACGAAGAAGAAGAAGGAGAAGAAGAAGAAGAAGCAGAUCCAUAACUGACUCAAGAACCGCCAAUUCUUCACUUACUUACCUACCUCCCGACCCUACCACCUCCUCAGAUACAUACCAUGGACUACGAAACCGCAGACGGCUCCCAAUUCUCCCUCCGCGAGAUCUGGUCCGAAGACCCCAACCCCACCAAUACCACCACCGCCACGACGACGCACACCACCAAACCCAUCAACUCCCCCAAAUUCGAACACACCCUCAUCACCGCCUUCGUAGACGGCAACGCCUACGCAGGAAAAUCUCUGCAACGCAUUUCCGCCAUGGACGACGUCGACGUCUUCGGCUACCUGGAACCCGUUCCCUCGGAAAACAUUUUCCCCAUCAUGCCUGCGGAAUUUACUCGAGCUCCACCUUUUGACAUGGCAAAUCAUUAUCUCAAAGCUCCGCAGUUUACGUACGAGGAUUCUCGUCCGGGACGGACGAGUGUCGCGGAUCGGUUGAGGAAUGAGGCACGGGUGUUGGAGUUUUUGAUGGGGCAGGGGAGGAGGAGGAGGAGGAUGGAAAAUGGGGAUGGGAAUGAUGUGGUUGGUGGGAAGGAUGAAGUGGGUGGGGAUGAAGUGGAUGCUGCUGCUGCUGCUGUGCCGCAUCCGAAUGUGGUGAGGUAUUAUGGAUGUGUGUUGAAGGAUGAGAGAAUUACGCAUUUGUGUUUGCAACGAUGUUAUUGUAAUUUGGCAGAGUAUGCAGAAGUGGGACUUUCGAGUGAGGAGACGGACGAAUUGUUGGGUCAGGUACAAGAAGGGUUGAAGUUUUUGCAUGGGUUGGGGUUGGCGCAUAAUGACAUUCAUCCAGGUAACAUAUGCGUCGACUCCCAUGGCAACGCCAUCAUCGUCGACUUCGACUCCUGCGCCCCCUUUGGCCAACCUCUGACCAAAGGCGUGGCGUGCAUGACAUCCACCACAACAGAAAAGGGAGUUCCCGUUUCGGAUAAGAAGAACGAUUAUGAAGCGUUCAAGGAACUGGUGCAAUUUUUGAAAAAGGAGAGGAAACGUUCGUCGGCAUGUUAUCCGCAGUUUUGAGAAGAGAAAGAUUGUGAAUAAGUGCAGGCGAACUUUCUUUUCUUUUGAGAGAAAGGGAGGAAGUACCUUGAUAGCAUAAGUGAGUGUGAAAGAAGAAGAAGAUGAGGAGGAGGAGGAUGAGGGGGGAAGCCAUGGUAUGCGUGUUAUGAGUAAUUAUCAACCAGAACAACUGUACGGAUACUGUAUUUGUAGAGAGAGGCGCGAAUAUGAGUAUACGAAAUGAUUU